Osmerus eperlanus (European smelt) is the source of this 902-nucleotide messenger RNA. RefSeq names its product CTS telomere maintenance complex component 1 (gene ctc1). Gene Ontology annotation, biological process: telomere maintenance via telomere lengthening; positive regulation of DNA replication. The transcript has 4 exons. Lineage: Eukaryota; Metazoa; Chordata; Actinopteri; Osmeriformes; Osmeridae. The annotation marks the transcript as partial. The record is from RefSeq and is a predicted model, not a curated record. Gene Ontology annotation, molecular function: single-stranded DNA binding; telomeric repeat DNA binding. Gene Ontology annotation, cellular component: CST complex.
ACCAUUUGAAGGAUUUUGCGCGACAGACGGAGCCAUACCUUCUUAGCUAACUAGAAGUUAGUCUACUGUCUCUAGCUGACUAUCUAGAUAGUCGACUUUCACAAGCUACAAUAACAAUCUAGAUAGCUAGUUAAUUGAACUGUUAUUAGCUAACCGACUAGAUAUCAAAUGUCACUAGCUACUAUCUAGAUAGUUUGAACCAGACAGCGAACCUAGGAGCGGUUUCCAACGAGGAUGGAGGUGUUCCUGCACGGCUACCGUGACAGAAGUGAAGCGGAACUGGGGUGGUUGGGGGAGGUGUUCCAGCGCGUGUCAGAGCUGCUGCUUCCUGUAGCAACCACCCCUGGUGAGACUGCAGGCCGGCUGACUGCUGCCGUGGUGACGAGGGUGGAGCAGCUGGCGCCCUGCUCGCUCUCUCUGCCCCUCAGCUACAGGCUUGUCUCCAUAUCAGAGUUGGUAUCCAGGCAACGGACCGCAUGCUGCAGCAACCAGAGCUGGAGCACCAAUCAGCACAGAGAAUGGGUUAGGGCGGUGGUGCUGCCCAAUCACAGAGCCCUGCCGCGGGCCAACCUGCUGCUGAUUGGCUGUCUAACUGCUGGGCAUGGCUCCGGGAGGCCAUGUGAUGGGUCCUGGCGAGUGAAGGAUGCAAGCGGCAGCUUACACUGUGAGCUCCUGUGCCCUUCUCCUCUCUGGCUGGGCCCCCCCAUGAUCUUCCCCUGCUGGAACUAUAUCCCCCAUCAUGCUGCAGGACAACACCAGGGAGAGGCAGGCUACUUGGAGCUGAUUGGCUCUCCCUUGCCUCUGACCUCUCACCCCGAACCAGGAUUGGCCCUCGACUCUGGAGGGGCGGAGCUCUGCAAUGCUGUUGGAGUCCGAGAGGCCUCAGCCCUGCUCCAGCACAG